This is a messenger RNA of Polyodon spathula (Mississippi paddlefish), 860 nucleotides long. RefSeq names its product ATPase H+ transporting V1 subunit G1 (gene atp6v1g1). Gene Ontology annotation, biological process: proton transmembrane transport. NCBI's taxonomy places the organism in Eukaryota, Metazoa, Chordata, Actinopteri, Acipenseriformes, Polyodontidae. Gene Ontology annotation, molecular function: proton-transporting ATPase activity, rotational mechanism. The coding region runs from base 121 to 477 and encodes 118 amino acids. Gene Ontology annotation, cellular component: vacuolar proton-transporting V-type ATPase complex. The transcript is spliced from 3 exons. The record is from RefSeq and is a predicted model, not a curated record.
CCGCCAUCAGCUGACUGCAGUACUGUGGGGCUCCAUUGAGAAGAGAGAAAGGCAUCGCUCGUACAAUACUGCGCGUCCUGACACCCGAAUCCAGCAUUUACACCGCAGUCACCUCCAGACAUGGCAAGCCAGUCUCAGGGAAUCCAGCAGCUGCUUCAAGCCGAGAAACGAGCGGCGGACAAAGUCGCCGAGGCCAGGAAACGAAAGAACCGGCGCCUGAAGCAGGCAAAGGAGGAAGCGCAGGCUGAGAUUGAGCAGUACCGCCUGCAGAGGGAGAAGGAGUUCAAAACCAAAGAGGAAGCCGCUCUGGGCUCUCAUGGGAACUCGGCAGUGGAGGUUGACAAAGAGACCCUGGACAAGAUCAAGAGAAUCCAGCUGAACUACCAGCAGAACCGAGAGACCAUGCUGGGCACCCUGCUGACCCUGGUAUGUGAAAUCAAACCCGAGAUCCACGCCAACUACCGGGUGAGCGGAUAAACCCGGCGAGACCCGCGGGCCCGGAGGAACCCAUCCCAGCGCGCCGGCACCAGGAAUGCUCAAGAGCUGGUCUCGGGUGCCGUGUUGUGUGGGGCUUCGUGUGCCUCGUAUCUCAGUGGUUAAUCGAGUGUGUGUUUGUGUUUGUGUGUCGGGGUGUUCCCCAGUGUAUGUAUCGUUAGAAAACCCCGCAGUGCGAGAGGAGAGCCGUUAUUGUUCCCAGUUUUCCUCCCCCAUUAGAAAUGGAUGUUUAGACCCCCCCCCCCUCUGAACAGAGGGAUGAAGAGAAAAUGAAAAAUCUCUCAGUAGAACUUUGUGUCAGCAUUCCAUAUCUGUGUUCUCUGGAUUCUGUAUCCCAUUGCAAAAAUAAAUACUAUUCAAACAAA